UCUCCCUCUGCACUUUGUGAACCGCUGCUGCAGUGCUGAAGUCCAAAGUUCAGUAACUUGCUAAGCACACAGAUAAAUAUGAACCUUGGAGAAUUUACAUUGCUCCAAUGUAAACAGAUAGCCAAGGGUCCCUUUAUCAGCACUGGCUCAGGACAGUCGUGGGGGGUCUGAAGUGGCUCAAUUUUGUAUUUUGUUUUUUUUGGGGGGGCGUAAAGGCGGGAGGCUGUGCUGUGCCCACUCUCCUGACAGUCGGGCGUGUUACCUCAGGAACAUGGUGUAGGGAAGCUGGAAGCAGGAUAACCUGAAAUUCAAAUCCAGGAGACACCAGCCUGAAGACCAUGGUCUCGAAGCUGAGUCAUCUUCAAGUGGAGCUGCUGGGAGCGCUGCUGGAGUCAGGGCUAACCAAGGAGACCCUGAUCAAGGCGCUGAGCGAAGUGGAACCCUACGUGCUCCAGAGUGAAAGUCAGCGCGCUAUCAAUGCCCUCCAGACAGAGAAAGGGGAACCCUGUCCCGACAUCCCCAACGGAAUGGGGGAGUCCAGGUUAUCAGAAGAUGAAACCUCUGAUGACGGGGAGGAAUUUACCCCUCCAAUAAUGAAGGAGCUGGAAAACUUGAGCCCUGAGGAGGCUGCUCACCAGAAGGCUGUGGUGGAAAGACUAUUACAAGAGGACCCCUGGCGAGUAGCAAAGAUGGUGAAAUCCUACCUCCAGCAGCACAACAUCCCUCAGCGUGAAGUGGUGGACACUACUGGUCUGAACCAAUCUCACCUCUCGCAACACCUCAACAAGGGCACUCCCAUGAAGACCCAAAAAAGGGCAGCCCUCUACACCUGGUAUGUCCGCAAGCAGCGAGAGGUGGCCCAGCAAUUCACACACGCUGGCCAGGGUAUCCUGACAGAGGAGCCCAUGGGAGAUGACCUGCCCACCAAGAAGGGAAGAAGAAACCGCUUUAAGUGGGGUCCUGCCUCACAACAGAUCCUGUUCCAAGCCUACGAGAGACAGAAAAACCCCAGUAAAGAAGAGAGAGAGGCACUGGUGGAGGAGUGCAACAGAGCAGAGUGUAUUCAGAGAGGUGUUUCCCCAUCUCAGGCCCAGGGACUGGGCUCAAACCUGGUGACGGAGGUCAGAGUUUACAACUGGUUUGCCAAUCGCAGGAAGGAGGAGGCUUUCCGGCACAAGCUGGCCAUGGACACCUUCAGCGGACCACAGCCCACCUCUGCUCCCCCUUUAACUCCUCACAAUUCUUCCUCUCUCCAGCCACCAUCUGCUCUUUCACCCAGCAAAGUUCACGGAGUGAGGUACAACCAGCAGCCAGCCAGCGAGCCAGAGUCCUCCAGCAGCAACCACCAUGGGAACAGUUCCAUGGUGACCACCCAAACCAUCCUGCAUCAGGUUUCUCCCCCUGGACUGGAGCCCAGUCAGAACCUACUGAGCACAGACACUAAGCUGGUCUCAGCUCCGGGAGGAACUCUCCCUCCUGUCAGCACCCUGACCGCCUUGCACAGCCUAGAGCAAAAUCCACAUGCGCUGAGCCAGCAAACUCAGAACCUUAUCAUGGCAUCACUGCCAGGUGUUAUGGCAAUUGGAGCUGGCGAGACCUCAUCCCUAGCACCAGCAUUCACCAACACAGGUGCCUCCACCCUGGUGAUAGGCCUGGCCUCAACACAGCCCCAAAGCGUACCUGUAAUAAACAGCAUGGGGAGCAGCCUCACUACCCUGCAGCCUGUCCAGUUCUCCCAGCAACUGCACCCAUCCUACCAGCAGCCCCUCAUGCAGCAAGUCCAGAGCCAUAUCAACCAGAGUCCCUUCAUGGCUACCAUGGCCCAGAUACAGAACCCUCACGCUCUCUACGGCCCCAAGUCUGAAGUGGCCCAAUACACACAUACAGGCCUAUUACCACAAACCAUGGUGAUAACAGAUACAGCCAAUCUCAGCGCCCUGACUAACCUGACACCAACUAAACAGGCAUUCACAUCUGACUCGGAGACUCACACAGAGUCUGGGAUGCAUACGCCAGUGUCACAGGCACCAACAAUACAUUUACAGAACCAAGACACAACCAUCCAGCACCUUCAGCCAGGCCCUCGCCUCACCUCAAGCCCUGCCGUGUCCUCCAGUAGCCUGGUGCUGUACCAAAGCUCUGACUCUGCCAACAGCCACAGCCAGCUGCUGCCAUCCACUCACAAUGUCAUAGAGACCUUCAUCUCCACACAGAUGGCAUCCUCCACUCAGUAAUUAAGACAACUAGCUCACAGGUGACUGCCACAACCAACCUGUCAGGUGCAACUCCAACUGUGUUUGCCAUAACUGUCACCACUGCCUUCCACAGGAAGGAAAGGCUGCUGCGCUCAGCUGACCUCCAGCCCCUACUGCCUCACACAAAUCCCUUCACUGCCUCCAUGAGAGACUUACCAGGCUCAAGACAGAAGUCACAGAAAGAUGAUGCUGGUACUGCUAAAAUCCACUGCCUGUCCCUCAAAAACCAAUCAAACCCAAACCUCAUGAGCCAGCUUAGAAUGGCCAGAUGUCCUUUUGUGGCUGCCCAAGAAGGGAUCCCAUCAAGACAAGGGAUCCAAAUGCAAUACAGCAAAAAUGCCAGGCUGUGGAUGGGACUUUCAUGCUGCUCAGCCUUCAUCAAGCUGGGCCUGUAAAAACCUUCCAGCACCAGACUAAGCCAUGCAGGAAUGAGCAAAGCUGAGAUGCCAAAGAACGGACACCAUCCUCAAAAUGCUCACUUCCUUUGCUGUAAGGAAAUGCCAGUCAAAACUACAAGAAAUAAUAGCAUCUUGGAGGCAAGAGUGAGAAAACCUAGUUCCUGACUUUACAAUGAUCAUCACCAAGAAACAGAUUCAGGAAUGGCUUGGCACAAACCUGUCCAUAUGGGAUCACUAACUACAAGCUACAAAUCCUUUAAUUAACUACAAAAAUACCAAACAUUCCCAGUUUAAAAUGACAUGGUCUAAAAAUCAUGCUCUCCUAGUGGAAAUGGCUUGGUUAUUUUUGAUAUAGCUCUGCUUUGUUUUAAAUGCAGAAAUUAAAACUUUAACAGCAGCAAGGAGAUUCCAGUUCUCUGCAUUAACCAUGUGGAUUCUCAUCUUGUGCAUCUUGCCAAAUGAGCUGGGGGAUGGCAUUUUCCACCAGUCCCUAACAAUGCACAACACCUGGGAGGUUCCAUGCUCCACAGAGAGCAGCAGUUCCUUCAGUUGUUCUCUAUAAAAAUGUCAGCUUGGGUUCAUUUUACAGAACAUGGUUCAUGCUUAGCUUCCCUGUAGGUUAGAUUCUGUCUCGAUAUGCAAAUCAUUACCCUGGGGUCUAAGAAUCUUACUUGCACUAAGUGAAGGUUUUUAGCCCUAAGGAUCUACUUACAUAAUUCCUCUUAAUUAUUCCUCUCUUCUCUAUUUACUCUCAACAUCCACGUCACAGAUAUGUCACUAGCCAGACAUGAAAAAUGCCCUGAUUAACAUGCUUAUGUCUUUGUGACUAGAACAACUAUUCUUUCAGCUGUGAAAUGGAUGAAAAUUCUUGAGACCAGAACGUGCUCAAAACUCUUAAAAGGUUAAGAUACAAGGGAGAAUUCAAAAAGAAAAAGCCCAACAGCGAACUCUUCAGUUAUCACAUCUGGAAAUUUCGAAAUUGCAGCUGUCCAUUACAGAUUUUACAGAUGAGAGAUUCCUCUAUAUACCCUCAACCAUCAGAAACUAAUUUCAGUAACUAGAUUCUCUGGUUAAUUCUAUCCUAGAAUUGUUUCCUGACCUCCCAUGUGCAUGAGUUGCAAAUACAUAUAGCUUCCAAUUAGCAUAAAAAUAAUCACACCAUAUAACAAGUCAAAAGGUUACAUUCAGACCACUAUGCAUUUGAAACCCCAGGUGCCAGCUUCAGUAUACUGAAGUUUUAACUGCCCAUAAGACAAGUAACUUCUGCUAGCACAUUCAGUUAGAUUACAAGUCAGUUUUGCACUUAGCUGGAUGCCAGCUGUGUUUUCUUGACUAAAAAACAGCUAGGAUCUUAACAGUAGGAAAGAAAACAUCCUACGUUUUCCCAUGCUCAAAGAGCAACGGUUUGCUAUUUCAGUUUCUCUAAUCUGGCUUUCUGGUCUCCUGAAUAUGGACAAUAAGUUAGAGCUACUGAAACCCAACAAUAUUAAAAACAAAAGAAGAGUAUUUAUCCUCUAACAAGUAAUUUCCUGAAAUACUGGAACUGAAGUUUAAAUGGACUAAGAACAUUACUGAAAACUACCAAAACCCACUGUAUUUCAGAGAGACAAAAUUCAUAAUCAACCAAAAUAAGGACUGAAACACUGUGCCUUUAUAUUAGGCUUAAGUUCUUCCUGUAGCAAUUUCCUAGCAUUGAUUAUCAAGCAACCAAAGAGCCACCUUCAGACAUCUUUACCUCUGUUGGGGCAGCCAUCUGAAUAGAGCAAGAAAACCACUGUUGUACAAAACCUGUUAAAUUAAUAAUAGUGCAGUAGAAUUUAAUAACAAUGAAUGCCAUGAAAAAAACUACCCAUUAAAAAAGUUUCAAUGGUCACAA
Molecule: messenger RNA, 4529 nt
Organism: Falco peregrinus (peregrine falcon)
Lineage: Eukaryota; Metazoa; Chordata; Aves; Falconiformes; Falconidae
Gene: HNF1A
Product: HNF1 homeobox A
Exons: 10
Coding region: 339-2234 (631 amino acids)
Biological process (GO): liver development; regulation of transcription by RNA polymerase II; insulin secretion
Cellular component (GO): nucleus
Molecular function (GO): RNA polymerase II cis-regulatory region sequence-specific DNA binding; DNA-binding transcription factor activity, RNA polymerase II-specific
Source: RefSeq, a predicted model, not a curated record